Symbiodinium sp. CCMP2456 is the source of this 740-nucleotide messenger RNA. The record is from the annotation of a GenBank genome assembly. NCBI's taxonomy places the organism in Eukaryota, Dinophyceae, Suessiales, Symbiodiniaceae.
GUCCCGAUGCCGCCUUGCUCCGAACAGCUUUUCCGAAGCUCGGCAUCGACCUGCAUGGCUUUCCGGGAAGCCACUGUGAAUGGGACGGCGUGGGGUGCCACUCUGACUGGUGCAGGGUGGAGAGUCUCUAUCUUCGCGAUCGGCAGUUGACAGGAGAGCUGCCGGCCGAACUCGGGGACUUGGCAGAACUGCAAGAAUUGCAGUUGUACAACAACCGGAACCUGAGAGGCGAAGUGUCCACCCUUGCCAAGCUGGUGCACCUCGAGGUCCUCGUGUUGCGCUAUACCCAGAUCCGAGGGGAUCUAAGCUUCGUGAGCCGCAUGGAGAAGAUGCGGAUGCUCGGUCUCGGAGAGACGCAGGUGGUCGGCAAGCUGCAGUCGCUGGCAAACCUGACCGAGAUGACCGGGCUGGGGCUCGGAAACACUCGGGUGGGUGGGGAUCUGAUGCCCCUGGCUGAGAUGCACAAGAUGCGAUAUCUCGAUCUCGGAGGCACCCAGAUCCAAGGCCAGCUGCAGCUGCUGGCGAACAUGACCGAGAUGACCACACUGCAGCUCGAAAACACCCGGGUCGGCGGGGAGCUUCGGUCGCUGCAGGCGAUGCGGAAUCUAGAAGAGCUGCGGCUCCAGGGCACGGGGGUCUCCGGAAGCCUGGAGUUCCUGACGGAGUUCGAAUGGCUGGAAGAGGCUAAUUUGGCCUCGACUGCUGUAACAGGAGGCGGGGAAUGCAGACUCACGGCCUAG